Messenger RNA from Trematomus bernacchii (emerald rockcod), 3444 nucleotides. RefSeq names its product importin 8 (gene ipo8). Bases 272 to 3331 code for a protein of 1019 amino acids. The transcript is spliced from 25 exons. The record is from RefSeq and is a predicted model, not a curated record. Gene Ontology annotation, molecular function: small GTPase binding. Gene Ontology annotation, biological process: protein import into nucleus. Gene Ontology annotation, cellular component: nuclear envelope; cytosol. Lineage: Eukaryota; Metazoa; Chordata; Actinopteri; Perciformes; Nototheniidae.
UGUUUACUUUGCUUUACGUCCACCGAUAGUUGACAGCCGGUACAACCGGGCAGGGCCAUCGUCUCCGUCAAGACAGCCAGAACUUCCCAGAGGAAAGAAUAAGGCGGCUCAGAGCUCACCCGUCCGCCGGGGGUGCUGCAUGUGACGCCCGGGAGCUGUGUGUGCCUCGGAGCGCCGACGCUGUCCCGGCCGCAGUGAAUGCAGCACCGCAUGCUAACGCUACAUGUAUGUGAUACUAAAAACACGGAAGGAACUGUGAAAUUCAGCUGAAAUGGAUCCUAACCGGAUCAUCCAGGCCCUGAAGGGAACCAUCGACCCGAACCUGAGGAUAGCGGGGGAGCAUGAGCUCAACCAGUCGUACAAGAUCAUCAACUUCGCCCCCACCCUGCUUCAGAUAAUCGUGUCGGAGCAGGUGGAGUUUCCUGUUCGCCAGGCAGCGGCCAUCUACCUGAAGAACAUGGUGAGUCAGUACUGGCAGGACAGGGAGCCCUCUCUGGGGGAAGUGAUCUUUCCCUUCAACAUCCACGAGAACGACCGGCAGCAAAUCAGAGACCACCUAGUGGAGGGUAUCAUCCGCUGUCCUGAGUCAAUACGUUCGCAGCUGACCAUGUGUCUGCGAGUUGUCAUCAAACACGACUUCCCAGGCCGCUGGACAGCCAUAGUGGAUAAGAUCGGCGCGUACCUGCAGUCUCAGAGCAGCGGCAGCUGGUACGGCAGCCUGCUGGCUCUCUACCAGCUGGUCAAAACAUACGAGUACAGGAAGGCGGAUGAGAGGCAACCAUUGUUGGCAGCAAUGCAGAUCUUUCUGCCGAGGAUUCAGCAGCUCAUCAGCCAGCUGCUGGCCGACGCCACCAUCUUCUCUGUCCUCAUCCAGAAACAGAUCCUUAAGACCUUUCACGCUCUCGUACAGUACUCGCUGCCUCUCCAGCUGAUCAACAACACAGUGAUGACUCAGUGGAUGGAAAUCCUUCGAGCGAUAAUGGACCGAGGCGUCCCAGCUGAGACCCUAGAGGUGGAUGAGGACGACCGGCCUGAUCUGGCAUGGUGGAAGUGUAAGAAGUGGGCGUUACGCAUCAUCACCAGACUGUUUGAACGGUAUGGAAGCCCUGGCAAUGUGACAAAGGAGUAUAACGAGUUUGCAGACUUUUUCUUAAAGACAUACGCAAUGGGCAUACAGCAGGUCCUGCUGAAGGUGGUGGACCAGUACAGACAGAAGCAGUACGUUACCCCUCGUGUCCUGCAGCAGUGCCUCAACUACCUCAACCUGGGCCUGUCACACUCACUGACCUGGAAACACAUGAAACCACAUAUGCAGACCAUAUGCCAGGAGGUCAUUUUUCCACUGAUGUGUUACAAAGAUGAGGAUGAGAAGCUUUGGCAGGAAGACCCUUAUGAGUACAUCCGCAUGAAGUUCAACCUCUAUGAUGACCAUGCCCUACCAGCCACUGCUGCCCAGAGCUUCCUGUGUAAAGCUGCUCGCAAGAGGAAGGAGGUUCUUCCUCAGAUGAUGGAGUUCUGCCACCAGAUACUGAGGGACCCCUCGGCCGACCCCCGCAGGAAGGACGGGGCCCUGCACUGCAUUGGAGCUCUGGCUGAGCUCUUACUGAAGAAGCGGGGGUACAAGGAGCAGAUGGAGCUGAUGCUGCAGAACUAUGUCUUCCCUCUGCUCAACUCUCCUAUGGGUUACCUUCGAGCCAGGUCGUGCUGGGUGCUUCACUCCUUCAGCCCUUUGCGUUUUCACGAUGAGCUCGUACUGAGGAACGCUGUGGAAUUGGUCAAACAGGAUCUGAUCGAGGACAAAGAGAUGCCUGUCAAGGUUGAAGCCGCCAUUGCUCUGCAGACCCUGGUCAGCAACCAGGAACAAGCCAAGAUCUACAUCAGAGCCCACAUCAGGCCCGUCAUGCAGGAGCUGCUGCACGUGGUCAAAGAGACGGAGAAUGACGACCUGACCAAUGUCAUUCAGAAGAUGAUCUGCGAGUACAACCAGGAGGUGGCUGCCAUUGCUGUGGACAUGACACAGAACCUGGCAGAUAUUUUCACCAGAGUCCUACAAAGUGAGGAGUAUGAGGAGAACGAGGACAAGACCGUCAUGGCGUUGGGCAUCCUCAGCACCAUCGACACAAUCCUCACCGUCAUGGAGGACCACAAGGAGAUCACUCAGCAGCUGGAGGGGAUCUGUUUGCAGGUGAUCGGUCUGGUCUUGCAAAAGCCCAUCAUAGGUAUGGCAGAGUUCUACGAGGAGAUCUUGUCCCUGGCGUUCGGCCUCACCUGUCAGAGCGUCUCCCCUCAGAUGUGGCAGCUACUUGGCGUACUGUAUGAGGUGUUCCAGCACGACUGCUUUGACUACUUCACAGAUAUGAUGCCUCUUUUGCACAACUAUGUUACCGUGGAUACAGAUAUGCUCCUGUCGAACCCUAAGCACUUGGAAGUCAUCUACAGCAUGUGCAAAAAGGUGUUAACCAUAGAUGCAGGGGAGGAUGCAGAGUGUCACGCUGCCAAACUGUUGGAGGUCAUCAUCCUGCAGUGCAGAGGAAGAGGCAUUGACCAGUGCAUCCCUCUGUUUGUGGAGGUAGUUCUGGAACGUUUGAUGCGGGGGGUGAAGUCCAGUGAGCUGAGGACCAUGUGCCUGCAGGUAGCCAUUGCUGCUCUGUACUAUAACCCAGCUCUGCUCAUCCACACUCUGGACAAUAUGCACUUCCAGCACAACCCCCAGCCCAUUACUGCCCACUUCAUCAACCAGUGGAUGAACGACACAGAGUUCUUUCUGGGGCUCCAUGACCGUAAGAUGUGCAUCGUUGGCCUGAGCGUGCUGAUGGAGCUGCCCCACCGGCCCCCAGUGCUGGAGGGGGUCUCUGCCCAGAUCCUCCCCUCAGUUCUGCUUCUGUUCCUGGGCCUCAAACACCUCUACGCCUCCCGCCUCGUCAACAAACCAGAGCUGCUGGCCAAUGCAGGGGCACAGGACGAAGACCAGAAUGAGGAGAUUCCCAGUGAUGAAGAUGAGGUGAGCGAGAACCAGAGCGCCAUGCAGCAUCAGUCCAGCAGUCAGGCCGGGGAGGAGGAGGAGGAGGAGGAGGAGGACGACGACGACGAAGAGGAUUACUGGGAUGACGACGGGUUUGAGGGAACGCCCCUGGAGGAGUACAGCACUCCGCUGGACUACGACAACGGAGAGGACGAGUAUAGCUUCUUCACCUCCGCCCUGCUAAGGAUCCAGAAUGCUGAUGCAGCAUGGUACCAGAGUCUGACUGCGCCACUCAGCGACGACCAGAAGAAACAGCUGCAGGAGAUCUACAGUGUUUCUCAGCAGAGGAGGAGCACUGCUGCCAAGUGAUGCUGUGGAGAAAGAUGGACGGCAGAAUCGGUGUGUGUGUGUGUGUGUGGUGGUGUGUGUGUGUGUGUGUGUGUGUGUGUUGUGUGUGUGUGUGUUGUGUGUGUGUGUGUGUG